This is a messenger RNA of Chlamydomonas reinhardtii, 1472 nucleotides long. RefSeq lists its product as uncharacterized. Bases 99 to 488 code for a protein of 129 amino acids. The transcript is spliced from 5 exons. The record is from RefSeq and is a predicted model, not a curated record. NCBI's taxonomy places the organism in Eukaryota, Viridiplantae, Chlorophyta, Chlorophyceae, Chlamydomonadales, Chlamydomonadaceae.
AUCGAGCUUGUGUCUCCACCAUCAAAGCCUAGGAAGACAGUCUUGGCCGCUAGUGUUCUGGUCAGCUCAAAUAAACUGUAGACGUCCCCACGAAUAGAAUGUCUGCAUGUGGAGGGAAGGGCGGCUCCCCCAUCUCCGUCAGGGGCGGGCGCGCGCCGACGGGGCGGCUCAUCAAGCUGCUCCGUGAGCGCUACGCCAAGCAUGUGUUCAUCAUCGAUGAAUACAAGACCUCCAAGACCUGCUACAACUGCGGGUGUCAGGAGAUGGCCAUCAAGCGGCUUGGGGGGCUGAAGGAGGGGCAGCGGCCCUGGUCGGUCAAAGUCUGCAACGACUGCUUGACGACCUGGAACCGCGACGUCUCCGCCGCCAACGUGAUCCGUGUGCUCCUCCUGCUGAAGCUGAUGGGCUUCGAGCGGCCGACCAAGCUGCAGCGGCCGCCAUGGCCGCCGGCGGCGGCGGGGCCGGGCUGCGAGCCUGAACGGCGCUAGCAGGGCGUGGGGCUGAGGGUGCACGUGUCGAUUGGCGGCGAGUGACGUGACUAGUUUGUUAGCUGCGGGUUAGCACGGACUGUGCACCCCACCCAACCGGCCACGUCCGGAUUUGCGGGGAUGCCAAAGGCCCCCAACAUAGAGGCGUGUGCAAUUUGCGUGUGCUUAGUAGGCGCCCGCGUCAAGGUGGCUGGGUUGAUAACGACCCGGGAGGGGAGGGCUCAGCCCUUUUCCUGCCUCCCUAAGGCAGCCACCUCCUUGUUGAUGAUCCGUUCCGGACCACCCUGAGGGGAUAUCGUACAGCACCCGGAGGGUGCGUGACACGCGUGUGGGUUUCACACACGGCGGAUGAGCCCAUGCGUAAGUCCGCUAGCGCUUAUCAGCGCUACACGCACGGAGUCCUACAAGUCUAUUACAGGUGUAUAUCUUACACCACCAUUCACACGGUUAUCAUAUAGUUUCCUUGUUUCCCAAUAGGAAUCCCCAUUAGCACCUUAGUUGUCGGAGAAUACGUUCCACUCUCUCUCGUUCGCCCCAGCCUCAGGUGCUCAGCCUCAUGUCGUGAUCAGCACUACACAUCCGCUCUGGUCACGGUAUUACUGGUAACGGGGGGGCUGGGCAGUCUCCGGCGUGGGGGCGACGUAUUUCCAUGAUCGUCGAUGCCUGGGCUGGGUGCAAUUUUGUUUAUCCGGCCGCAACUAUAUUAGGCACUUGCUUUGCCCUUUUCAUGUCCCAUAUGCCCUGCUGCUGCUACCAUUCCAGAAUUGGGGCCAUAUGUGUCCAUGGUAUCGGAUAAUGGCCUGGUGCAGGGCAUCCGCGGAUCUGGAGCCCAGAGAUGGGUGGGCGGAGCCGGGACCGGGGGGCGGGGGAGGGCGAGGAGCGCGGGGAAAUGGGAAGGAGCCGGAGCAGGGGAAAAGCUGGCGCAGGCCCGCAGCGAGCGUUACCGCGCAACACCCGCAACAGAGGCAGCUCUACACCCAGGGG